CGCCGUAGCGGCGCCCGGCGGGGCGAGGCGGGGCGGGCAAGAUGGCGGCGGGGGGCGCGGCGGACGCCCAGGCGCGCUUCGGCCACUCGGUGAAGGGGCUCCUGACCGAGAAGGUGACGAGCUGCGGCACCGACGUGAUCGCCCUCACCAAGCAGGUGCUGAAGGGCUCCCGCAGCGCCGAGCUCCUGGGUCAAGCUGCUAGAAACAUGGUGAUGCAAGAAGAUGCUAUCCUGCACUCGGAAGAUAGUUUAAGGAAAAUGGCCAUAAUAACCACUCAUCUACAGUACCAGCAAGAAGCAAUUCAGAAGAACGUUGAGCAGUCAUCAAACCUACAGGACCAGCUGAGUCACUUGCUGAAAUGAAGCAUAACCGAAGGCACGAGGACAUGUCGACUAGCACUGAGGGCAGCAAAGCGUCCUUUCCCCUCCAGACCCCGGGGUUCAGACCUGUGUCUGGAUGGUGCUGGAUGUCAGCUGGGAUGCGUGCAGUCUGUGUUUCUGGGCACGUGGGCCCCUCUCACAUGCCUCCAUCCGUGUCUCUGCUCCAGAAUGCUCACCUGCUCACCAGCGCCUAACUGAAACAAACUUACCUGAACCUUCGCUCCCCCCAACGAUUCCUGUGUCCGCUUACUUCCCAUGUAGUGUGAGGUGCUCGGCCCACACCAGCACCCUUGGCAAGAAAUGUGUAAAAUUGAGCUGUGGGUUUUAAAUACAGGCGCCUGCCGUUUGACACUGGUCUGUAUUUAGACACAGAGAUGGCACAGAGUGCAAUUUAUUUAGGGCGUGUUAAUCAGUGGGAGCUGUAAGUGCCUGGGUGGGUGAGAGAGGUGCUUCAGUGCAGACUGAGGUGCCAGUUCCAGGCCAGAAUUACUGAAAGCAGGAAUCUGGGCACACACCUCUCUCACUGGUCCAGCUGGACAUGGUUUGGCCAGCAUCCUGCUUGGAGGUUAUCUUCUUUUCCACUCUGCCAGAGUUUGGAACGUCAUCUCCUUGUCAACCGGUCUGCACUGCCUUCGGCCUUCAACAGCAUUCCUCUUCCUGGGCUGCUGCUCCAGCUCUUGGUGAAGCAACCUUGGCUGUGGUGUGUGUUUGUAUCUGGUUGGGAAGGUAUCCAAAGGCCCGGCCGGGAAGCAGGCAGGAGAACAUCAUGAGCCGGUGUGCUCAGUUCUGCACUGCUCUGUGUGGGAGGACUAGAGACCGGGCUCCUGUUCACAUCCCGGGGAGCGACAUCAGGCCCAGGCUAUAAAUACUGUGUCUUGUUUUUGGUAAGUCACUUAUCUGGAGCACUUGGAGUGCACGGGAAGCACUUGUUUGCCCGAGUGUGCUUUUCAUCAGCUGAUAGGAGAAGGCAGGCUGAGAGUGGGCAUCAGCCUGGCACUUUCCUGUUGGAGCACUGCUGGGCUUUGGCUCCUGUGCUGCAGAGCCUUCUGGGCUGGAUUUCACCAUCCCCUCCAGUGCCACUGCCUGUUUGGGUGUCACCUGGUGGCACCACAGCUCCCGCAUCCCCGCGAAGCUGCCACUGUUAGCCCAGGGGCCAUGGGGGGUAUUUUUGCCUUGGGAGGGGUCCUGAUCCCCGGCUUUGCAGAUGCACUGUGGGAAUGAGGGUUUUCCCUGAGCUGUUGGAGAAGCUGUGACUCACUUGCUGGAAAUAAAAGCUGCCCUGAACACUA
Molecule: messenger RNA, 1669 nt
Organism: Aquila chrysaetos chrysaetos
Lineage: Eukaryota; Metazoa; Chordata; Aves; Accipitriformes; Accipitridae
Gene: BORCS7
Product: BLOC-1 related complex subunit 7
Exons: 5
Coding region: 42-362 (106 amino acids)
Cellular component (GO): BORC complex
Source: RefSeq, a predicted model, not a curated record